CCUCACUUUCCUAGCCUUAGAAGAGGAAGACUUGCGCCUUCACCAUCAAAGUCUGGGCUGGCCAGUGUCCUCCCCGACGUGCCACAGAGCCAGCCUGGUGAAGGGUGAGCAGAAGCUCCUGCCAGCGUAGCCGACGCCCUGCCACGGCCUGCAGGACAUCAAGCGGAGAAAUGCUGCGUCAGCACUCCCUGCUGCUCACCCUCUCCGGUCUGCUUUUCCUUGGGUCUGUUCUCUCCCAGGAGUGCAACAAAUUCAAGGUCAGCACCUGCCGGGACUGCAUCGAGUCAGGGCCUGGCUGCGCCUGGUGCCAGAAGCUGAACUUCACCGGGCGAGGGGAGCCCGACUCCGUCCGCUGCGACACGAGGGCACAGCUGACGGCCAGGGGCUGUGACCCGGAUGACAUCAUGGACCCCAAAAGCUUCUCGGAGACCAACGAGAACCAGCAGGGGGGCCAGAAGCAGCUGUUCCCCCAGCGAGUGACGCUCCAUCUGAGACCAGGUCAGGAGGCCGUGUUCAACGUGACCUUCCGGCGUGCCAAAGGCUACCCCAUCGACCUGUACUACCUGAUGGACUUGUCCUACUCCAUGCUCGAUGACCUCAUCAACGUCAAGAAGCUGGGGGGCGACCUGCUCCGGGCCCUCAAUGAGAUCACCGAGUCUGGCCGCAUCGGCUUCGGGUCCUUCGUGGACAAGACCGUGCUCCCCUUUGUCAACACGCACCCCGAGAAGCUGAAGAACCCGUGCCCCAACAAGGAGAAGGCGUGCCAGCCCCCGUUCGCCUUCAGGCACGUGCUGAAGCUUACCGACAACUCCAACCAGUUCCAGACCGAGGUGGGGAAGCAGCUGAUUUCAGGAAACCUGGACGCCCCCGAGGGGGGGCUGGACGCCAUGAUGCAAGUCGCAGCGUGCCCGGAUGAGAUUGGCUGGCGCAACGUCACUCGGCUGCUGGUGUUUGCCACCGACGACGGCUUCCACAUUGCAGGUGAUGGGAAGCUGGGGGCCAUCCUGACCCCCAAUGACGGCCGCUGCCACCUGGAGGACAACAUGUACAAAAAAAGCAAUGAGUUUGACUACCCAUCGGUGGGCCAGCUGGCACACAAACUGGCUGAAAGCAACAUCCAGCCCAUCUUUGCUGUGACCAAGAAAAUGGUGCAGACCUAUGAAGAACUCACGAAGAUUAUCCCCAAGUCUGCGGUUGGGGAGCUGUCGGAUGACUCCAGCAACGUGGUCCAGCUCAUUAAGAAUGCCUACAAUAAACUCUCCUCCAGAGUCUUUCUGGAUCACAACGCCGUCCCCAACACCGUGAAAGUCACCUAUGACUCAUUCUGCGGUAACAGAGAACCACGGAGGAACCAGCCCCGGGGGGACUGCGACGGUGUCCAGAUCAAUGUGCCGGUCACCUUCCAGGUGAAGGUCACAGCCACAGAGUGCAUUCAAGAGCAGUCGUUUGUCAUCCGGGCGCUGGGCUUCACGGACACGCUGACCGUGAGGCUACUUCCCCAGUGCGAGUGCCAGUGCCGCGACAUGAGCCGGGACCGAAACCACUGUGGGAACAAGGGCUCUGUGGAGUGCGGCAUCUGCAGGUGCGAUGCCGGCUACAUUGGGAAGAACUGUGAGUGCCAGACGCAGGGCCGGAGCAGCCAGGAGCUGGAAGGCAGCUGCCGGAAAGACAACAGCUCCAUCGUUUGCUCGGGGCUGGGGGACUGCAUCUGCGGGCAGUGCGUGUGCCACAGGAGCGACGUGCCCAACAAGGAGAUCUUCGGGCAGUUCUGCGAGUGCGACAACGUCAACUGCGAGCGCUACAACGGCAGAGUCUGCGGAGGCGCUGACCGUGGUGAAUGCCGCUGCGGCAAGUGCCUCUGCAAACCGGGCUAUGGGGGCUCGGCCUGCCAGUGCCAACAGUCCACAGAGGGCUGCCUGAACCUGCGGGGGAACGUUUGCAGUGGCCGAGGCCAGUGCCUGUGCAACACGUGCCAGUGCGACUCUGGCUACCAGCUGCCCUUCUGUGAGGACUGCACAGUGUGCCCCCAUUUCUGCAGCGACUGCAGGUCCUGUGCUGAGUGCCUGAAAUUCGACAAGGGCCCCUUCGUGAAGAACUGCAGUGUGGCGUGCCAGGGACUGAAACUGCUGAGCACGCCCCAUGAGCGGAGUCCGUUGAGGAACCCCAAGCUGACACGGAAGUGCAAGGAGCGCGACUCGGAAGACUGCUGGAUGACCUACACCCUGUGGCAGUUGGAUGGGAAGGACACACAUGAUAUCUACGUGGAAGAGAUUCGAGAGUGUCCAAAAGGCCCCAACAUCGCUGCCAUCGUGGGGGGCACUGUGGCAGGAGUCGUGCUGAUCGGUGUCCUCCUGCUGGUCAUCUGGAAAGCUCUGACCCACCUUAGUGACCUCAGGGAGUACAAGCGCUUUGAGAAGGAGAAGCUCAAGUCUCAGUGGAACAACGAUAACCCACUUUUCAAGAGUGCCACCACCACAGUCAUGAACCCCAAGUUUGCCGAGAGUUAGGGGCACUUGGUGAAGACAAGGUCGUCUGAGCCCACCAGAUGGAACCACCCACAAACCACGUCUCCUGCAUCAAGCCGACUGCAACCCUGCUCCGUGUGGACAUGGCUUACAAUGCCUGAUAACUCCUAUUAACCGAAACUCACCGUUAUUUUCUGGCUCAAAGCGACAAGGCAAGAUGAUUAUGUGGACUCCUCAGGAGACACAGUUGCCCCUUCUGAUGUGUAUUACCUUUUAAUACAGACUUGCGAAAGGGAUCGCUGGGGUCUUACACGCUUAGAUACAUGUUUUCCUGUAUAAAAAUGAGGGUGGCUGUCUGAUGAAAGGUGGUAAAAGCGUAUUUAUAUUUGCACUGAUUAUCAGGGUAUAAAAUCACAUCUGUUGAUUAUACUGUUCCCCAAUCAUGUGUAUAGGAAACAUUAAUAAACUUUCCUAGAGUCUCUCUA
Phyllostomus discolor (pale spear-nosed bat) is the source of this 2950-nucleotide messenger RNA. It is a transcript of the gene ITGB2, whose product is annotated as integrin subunit beta 2. Bases 171 to 2507 code for a protein of 778 amino acids. The transcript has 16 exons. Gene Ontology annotation, cellular component: integrin complex; cell surface; focal adhesion. Gene Ontology annotation, biological process: cell migration; integrin-mediated signaling pathway; cell-matrix adhesion. Lineage: Eukaryota; Metazoa; Chordata; Mammalia; Chiroptera; Phyllostomidae. Gene Ontology annotation, molecular function: amyloid-beta binding; integrin binding. The record is from RefSeq and is a predicted model, not a curated record.